Messenger RNA from Arabidopsis arenosa, 1426 nucleotides. The record is from the annotation of a GenBank genome assembly. NCBI's taxonomy places the organism in Eukaryota, Viridiplantae, Streptophyta, Magnoliopsida, Brassicales, Brassicaceae.
ACCAAAAGAAAACUCCAAAGUGGUUCAAGAACGGUUGAUUGAUCAUACCACCAUGAUGGAUAUGCAUCAUCUCUGAUCCAAUGGGGAAACGUUUCUGACCUUUAAUGGAUCCCCAAGCUUUUAUUCGCCUUUCCGUUGGCUCUCUUGCUUUGAGAAUUCCCAAGAUCCUUUUGAACUCUACUUCAAAAUCUGAUGAGAAGAAGAACUUUUCUUCUCAAUGCUCUUGUGAAAUAAAACUCCGAGGCUUUCCUGUUCAAACAACAUCUAUCCCCUUGAUGCCGUCCCUAGAUGCAGCUCCUGACCAUCACAGCAUUUCCACAAGUUUUUAUCUUGAAGAAUCUGAUUUAAGAGCUCUCCUGACCCCUGGAUGCUUCUAUAGUCCUCAUGCUCACUUGGAAAUCUCAGUUUUUUCGGGUAAAAAGAGUUUGAAUUGCGGGGUUGGUGCUAAAAGACAGCAGAUUGGGAUAUUUAAGUUGGAGGUAGGUCCUGAAUGGGGAGCAGGAAAACCAAUGAUUCUAUUCAAUGGCUGGAUCAGUAUUGGAAAGAACAAGCGGGAUGGUGCUGCAGAGCUUCAUUUGAAAGUGAAGCUUGAUCCUGAUCCUCGAUAUGUUUUCCAGUUUGAGGAUGUUACUACCUUGAGCCCUCAGAUAGUUCAGCUCCGUGGCUCGGUCAAGCAACCUAUCUUCAGUUGCAAAUUUAGCCGAGACAGGGUGUCUCAAGUGGAUCCGUUGAACGGGUACUGGUCAAGUUCAGGCGAUGGAACUGAGCUUGAGAGUGAGAGACGAGAGAGAAAAGGCUGGAAGGUGAAGAUACAUGAUCUCUCUGGCUCUGCAGUUGCUGCUGCUUUCAUAACAACUCCCUUUGUCCCAUCCACUGGCUGUGAUUGGGUCGCCAAGUCCAAUCCGGGUGCUUGGCUUGUGGUCCGGCCUGACCCAUCUCGGCCCAACAGCUGGCAGCCUUGGGGAAAGCUCGAAGCUUGGCGGGAACGUGGGAUCAGAGACUCCGUGUGUUGUAGAUUCCACCUUCUAUCAAACGGGCUAGAAGUUGGAGAUGUUUUAAUGUCUGAAAUUCUCAUCAGCGCUGAGAAAGGUGGGGAAUUUUUAAUCGACACGGAUAAACAGAUGCUAACGGUUGCAGCUACCCCAAUUCCAAGCCCGCAGAGUAGCGGAGACUUCUCAGGGUUGGGACAAUGUGUCUCUGGAGGCGGGUUUGUAAUGAGCUCGAGAGUGCAAGGGGAAGGGAAAAGCAGCAAGCCUGUGGUACAAUUAGCUAUGCGGCAUGUAACUUGUGUGGAAGAUGCAGCCAUUUUCAUGGCACUUGCUGCAGCUGUUGAUCUUAGCAUUCUGGCUUGUAAACCUUUCAGGAGAACGAGUCGGAGAAGGUUCCGGCAUUACUCCUGGUGAAGAAAGAAACUCUCUUUUGUGUU